ACCAGUCUGGGUAUCCGAUUAUUUUGAAACACCCCUCCUUGGUGUGUCUCGUGCCUCCACAGUGAGUACACCGGAGAUUUGCUUUAUCAUCAUCCCGCCGGAAUCUAGGUUUCUCCGUUCUUCCUUUGGUCGCAAGACCACUGCCGAUUCCUGAAUCUCCCGUCGAGGGAUUCUCACUGUUUUUCAUAAUCCCUCAUCGAGAUAUUUCGCGACAGAUUGUCGCAUACGCAAUCUCUAUUGUGGGAAGAGGGUCUGAAUUUAACAGGUCUCUUCGAUCUUUGUCAAGAGACUCAUCGAGUCUCGUUGGUAUAGUCGGUUUUGUUGGAUUAUACGGUUGUAUACCGUUUUGUCUUCUAGGCACUGCAUUGGAUUUGGUAGCCUUCGAUCAAUUUCCUUCCAGAUUGAGCUGAUUAAUUGGUGGGAGUCGUAUGGAGAUGAAUGUCCGCAGCUACAAAGGUUUGCAGUAAGAAUUUUGAGUUUAAUUUGCAGUUCUUCUGGUUGUGAGCGUAAUUGGAGUGCGUUUGAGAUGGUUCAUACAAAAAGAGAAAUCAGUUGCAUCAACAAAGAAUGAGUGAUCUUGUUUUUGUGAUGUAUAAUCUGAAGUUAAAGCGUAGACAAGAAAAUCGAGCAAGCAAGUGGAGAAUGGCUGUACACAGAGCGGCUAGAAGAUUUACUAGACAAGCAACACGAGAUGAGAAUGAAAGCCUGUACACAGAAUUACAAGACAAUGUGGUUGAAGUUCAAACACCGAGUGAUGAAGAUGAUCAUGCUAAAGAAAAUGAGGCUGCUGUAAACUUUAUUGGCUCUAAUGAAAUUGAUUUGGAUGAUUUUGGAGUUGUCGACGAUACCGAUAUUGGAGGAACUACCACAGGAGCUGAUUUAGGAAGUGAUGAUGUAGAUGGUGGUAGUUUUGGCUUUGAUGAUUAAUUAUUAAUUGAUUUCAAUUUAAAUUGUAAGAGUGAAGUGUAAUUACUACUAAUUAGUGCUUUAGUGCUUUACUAAUUUAAAUUACUACUAAUUUCAAUUUAAAUCGUAGAACGUAGAUGUACUAAUUUAAAUUGUAAGAAUGAAGUGUAAUGCACUAUUCUGAACAUUAUUAUCAAUUUAUCAUUAUAAAAUUUAGCUUUAUAUA
This is a messenger RNA of Chenopodium quinoa (quinoa), 1132 nucleotides long. RefSeq lists its product as uncharacterized. The coding region runs from base 568 to 927 and encodes 119 amino acids. The record is from RefSeq and is a predicted model, not a curated record. Lineage: Eukaryota; Viridiplantae; Streptophyta; Magnoliopsida; Caryophyllales; Amaranthaceae. The transcript is spliced from 5 exons.